UUGGCGCUAUUUGUUCCGCAAGAAGCAUUCAAUCCGCGGAAAGAACAGAACUAAUUUGUAAUAACUGUUUUCCUGAUGGCUUCGACGACGAAAAAGGUGAAAAAGUCGGUGGAUGCUGUAGAUGAAGAGCCAGAAGCGCUGGAGGCAGUAGACACCUGCCAGAAUGAGAUAGAUGCUCUUAACGAACAGGCUAGCGAGGAGAUCCUUAAAGUGGAACAAAAGUACAACGAGUUGCGGAAGCCGUACUACCGGAAACGUAACGAAUUCAUCAAACGCAUUCCGGCUUUCUGGAUGACGGCCAUCUUGAACCAUCCUCAAAUUUCUAGUAUCCUUGAGGAGGAGGAAGAAGAUUGUUUGCAAUUUCUUGAAAAACUCGAAGUGGAGGAGUUCGAGGACAUCAAGAGCGGAUACCGAAUUCUGUUUUACUUUGAAGAGAAUCCCUUCUUCGAGAAUCAAAUUCUAACAAAAGAGUUCAAACUUGGUUCGCACGGAGAUAGUCCCUCUUCAUCGAGCACUGCAAUAAAAUGGAAACCAGAACGUGAUCUCACAAAGGUGUUGCCGAAGAAAAUGGGUAAUAACCGUCGAAAGCGUAAUCUGGAGAAUCGGACAUUUUUCGAUUGGUUUACUGACAAUAAUGAUCCAAUCAACGAUGAUAUCGCGGAGCUAAUCAAGGAUGAUCUAUGGCCGAAUCCGUUGCAGUAUUACCUGGUACCGGAUAUUGAAGUAGAGCCUGAAGAUGAUGAGGAAGGAGAAGGAGGCGAAGAGUUUGGGGAAGAGGGUGAUGAGGAAGAAGUGGAUGAAGUUGAAGAUGAAGAAGAGAAGGCAUCCUAGAUGUGCAACGGGGUAUGAUAGUGGUAUGUUAUUAAAUACCGAAUGAAAAGGCGAUCAUUAAAAUUCCUUCAGACAGCUUGAACAGCCAGAUGGCAACACAGGAUGAUUCGUGAUGUCCCAAGUUGCGAUAAAUCAAUCAAAUGAUUUUCUCGGUUAACAUCAUACCAGAAAUGUACAUGUUAUUCGUGUACGUGUAGUUCCAAGAGCAAAAGGUAGUUGACGGGAACGGAUGAUCAAAAACACCCAUCUAAAUUGCAGGAAUUAUUAGAAUAACAUUAUUUAUGCUUAGUAUUAAGCAUGCACCGAACGAACAUUCCGUUUGGAUGAUGCAAACGUUCCAUUUGUUUCUAUGUUGAGCUGUCUACAAAUUAUCUUGAAGCUACCCUCGUG
Messenger RNA from Anopheles nili, 1221 nucleotides. RefSeq names its product protein SET (gene Set). The record is from RefSeq and is a predicted model, not a curated record. Lineage: Eukaryota; Metazoa; Arthropoda; Insecta; Diptera; Culicidae. Gene Ontology annotation, molecular function: histone binding; chromatin binding. Gene Ontology annotation, cellular component: chromatin; nucleus. Bases 76 to 831 code for a protein of 251 amino acids. The transcript is spliced from 2 exons. Gene Ontology annotation, biological process: nucleosome assembly.